AUGGUGCCAAGAUUCCACAAACUGGUGAACCAAAUUGCAUCAAAUGCCACCAACUGGGGUAUGGCAAAAGAAGAAAAGAAAAAUGAAGUGAUCACGGCAGUUUACAAAGCAUAUAUGCAUUGCCCACAAUGUGCAGACGACAUUCAAAAGCCUCUGUUGAAAAUUCCAGGAGUGCAUAAGGUUGAUGCCAAAUUUGAAAAGGGUGAGGUUACAGUUAAAGGUGCCAUUGAUGCCAAAAAGGUUCAAGAAAAGUUACAAAAAUGGAGCAAGAAAAAAGUCGAGUUAAAGUCCGAGACUGAGUCCAAGGACGAAGUGAAAAAGGAAAGCACAAAUAAUUCUCUGUUUCACGGCACACUUCGACAAGCUUGUCACCAAGGUCUUAUGGCUUCUUCACAUGGAGAAACUAAUCAUGUUUUGAUGGAAGAUAAAUCAUCUGUGAGAAUCAUCACGCUCAAUAGGCCUAAGCAGCUCAAUGCGCUUUCAGCUACAAUGGUGUCCCGUUUAUUGGAGCUUUUUCAUGCUUCUGGAGAGGACCCUUCUAUCAAACUAAUAAUUUUAAAGGGUAAAGGAAGAGCAUUUUGUGCUGGAGCUGAUGUUGCAGAGAUUGUUCAUUAUAUUAAUGAAGGUAAAUGGAAAUUAGGUGCAAAUUUGUCGAGAGAGGAACUUACGAUGAACUAUGUGAUGGCUACAUACAGCAAACCCCAGGUUUCAGUUCUUAAUGGGAUUGUGAUGGGAGGAGGAGCUGGUGCUUCUAUACAUGGAAGAUUUCGUGUUGCUACAGAGAAUACGAUUUUUGCCAUGCCUGAAACAGCACUGGGACUUUUUCCCGACGUAGGGGCUUCCUACUUUUUAUCUAGACUCCCCGGAUUUUUCGGAGAAUAUGUUGGUCUGACGGGUACAAGGUUGGAUGGUGCAGAAAUGCUCGUAUGCGGUCUAGCAACUCACUUUAUUCCAUCAGAGAAAUUGCCGUUGUUAGAAGAAGCACUUGUUAAAGCAGAAUCUGGUGAUCCAGUUGUUAUAUCUUCUAUAAUCAGUGAUUACUCACACACACCAAAUGUGAAGCCGAAUAGUUCUUACCGCAGGUUGAAUAUCAUCAAUCGAUGCUUCUCACGAAGAACAAUAGAAGAGAUUAUAGCCGCCCUUGAGAGGGAGUUUGCUGAGACAAAGGAUGAUUGGAUCAUGUCCACAAUACUGUCUUUAGAAAAAGUGUCUCCUAUGAGCCUUAAAAUUUCUCUUAGAUCUAUUAGAGAAGGAAGGCUCCAGGGCAUUGGUAAAUGCCUUAUUCGAGAAUUUAGAAUGCUUUCUCACGCAAUGCGCGGAGAAAUUUGCAAGGAUUUUACGGAGGGUUGCAGAGCUAUACUGAUUGACAAGGACCGAAAUCCGAAGUGGGAACCCUCCAAAAUUGAGUCGAUCAGUGACGAAAUUGUUGACCGUUACUUCUUGAAGAUGGACGAUGAUGAUGACUGGGAAGAUUUGAAAUUACCUGUGAUCAGGUCAGAUUUACCGGCGAAUGUUUUGGUGGAAGAGAAAUCAUCUGUGAGGAUUUUCACGCUUAACAGGCCAAAGCAGCUCAAUGCACUUUCAGCUGCAAUGGUGUCUCGUUUGUUGGACCUUUUUCUUGCUUGUGCAGAUGAUUCUUCAAUCAAAUUAAUAAUUUUAAAGGGGAAAGGAAGAGCAUUUUGUGCUGGAGGUGAUGUUGCUGCAGUUGUUCAUGAUAUUAAACAAGGUAAUUGGAAGUCAGGUAUGAGUUAUUUCAGAGAGGAGUUCACAAUGAACUACGUGAUUGCUACUUACAGUAAACCUCAGGUUUCAAUUCUGAAUGGAAUUGUGAUGGGAGGAGGAGCUGGUGCUUCUAUACAUGGUAGAUUUCGAAUUGCUACGGAAAAUUCGCUUUUUGCUAUGCCUGAAACAGCUCUGGGGCUUUUCCCAGAUAUAGGAGAAUAUGUUGGUCUGACUGGUGCACGGUUAGAUGGUGCCGAGAUGCUUGCAUGCGGUCUAGCAACUCACUUUGUUCCAUCAGAGAGACUGGCUUCUUUAGAAGAUGCACUCGUGAAAGCAAAUUCCAGUGAUCCAGCUGUUAUUUCUUCUAUUAUUGGUGAAUUCUCUCAAAUACCGAAUUUGAAGCGGAAUAGUGUUUACCACAGAUUGAAAACAAUUGAUAAAUGUUUCGCGAGAAGAACAAUUGAAGAGAUCAUUGUAGCCCUUGAAAGUGAGGCUGCAGAAAAGAAUGACGAUUGGAUCUCGUCUACAAUUAACUCAUUGAAGAAAGCAUCCCCUAUGAGCCUUAAAAUCUCUCUUAGAUCGAUUCGAGAAGGGAGGCUCCAGGGCAUUGGCAAAUGCCUCGCUCGGGAGUUCAGAAUGGUUUGUCAUGUGAUGCGUGGAGAUAUUAGCAAGGAUUUUGUCGAGGGUUGCAGAGCUAUACUGAUUGACAAGGACCGGAAUCCAAAGUGGGAGCCCUCGAAUUUAGAGUCGAUCAGUGAAGAAAUGGUCGACCGAUAUUUUGCCAAGGUAAAUGAAGAUGACUGGGAAGAUUUGAAGCUGCCAGUCAACUCAAACUUACCUGCAUAUGCUAUUGCUAAACUAAAAAAAUAA
Molecule: messenger RNA, 2592 nt
Organism: Striga asiatica
Lineage: Eukaryota; Viridiplantae; Streptophyta; Magnoliopsida; Lamiales; Orobanchaceae
Source: the annotation of a GenBank genome assembly